UCUCGUACACGCCAACUAGCACUGCACAAUCAGCGCGGCGUGUACACGUACUUUUGUAGUAGGCCUACAUUGCAUUCUGCGUAUUUUUUCUUCAGUAUGGAGCUGCAGAAUUUGUCGAAUUUACUACCAUCUUUCAUCAUUCUGUAUUGUUUGUUAGUUUGCAUGAUUUUUCCGCUUUCAUCAUCGUCAGAGAAAGACAAAGAUGAUGACAAAGAUUUGAACUUAAAUUUCCAAGAAAGACCGAUGCGUGCUUUCACUGAUGAAGAACUGUCAUUUUAUGAUGGAUCAUUUGAAGGUCGGCCCAUUUACAUGGCUGUAAAAGGUGUUGUCUUUGAUGUUACAUCUGGAAAACGUUAUUAUGGAAAAGGUGCCAUAUACAAUGUGUUGGCUGGCAAGGACUGCACAAGAGCAGUGGCCAAGAUGUCACUGGACCCUCAAGACUUAACUUCGGAUGUUACUGGCCUCUUGGAAGAGGAAUUAGCCUCUCUGGAUGAGGUCUUCAGGGAGGUGUACAUGGCCAAAUACCCAGUUGUUGGUCACAUGUCAUUUUCAGCCCUUGAGACCGACAGAGAUUCCCAUGGAAGAACUGAAUUAUAGCAAUUCAUUUCAGCUGUUCAGAGGAGAGGCCAGUUGUUCCUACAGCUUAAGUGUCCAGUGACUAUUCCUUUCAUCCUUUUUUCGUUUUGUACGUGGCUUUAUUUAGGAGCAUCACCUAAAAAUAAUACUUUCACUCAGAAAUCACAGUGAAGUGAGCUUACAGCUUUUUAUUUAUCCUUAAUUACUCAUGUCAAAUUACUUUUGUUUAACAGCCUUUGCUGUUACUGCAUUUUUCAUGUCCUUUAUUACCUUAGGUGUACCUUCACCAGCUGAAAUAACUGGGAAUGUAAAACGCCCAAAAUGUAAUGAAAGAAAUAGUUUAAGACUUACAGCUUUUUUAAAAUCUAGAAUAAGUCCCUUCCUCUUUACAAUUCAAAUCUCUUCAUCCACCUCAUGAAUCAGGUGUAGACUUCCUGCUGUGGCGAUAGGUUCGUGCAAAGAAAAUAUAACCUGAUUGUUUCCACUGAGCUGUAUGUAUGUAGUAUUAUUAAUCCAACUUUAGUCUCUUACUGUCUUUUGAGUUUGCCUACAUUCUUGUCAUGGCUGUUUAAGUACAAGCAUUUGCGUCAGCUUUAUUUGCAUUGUUGUUUAUGCCUGUAAUAUUUUUGCUGAACAUGGCAUGCAGACGUUCUGGGUAAAAAGCUGGGGUUCUGCAAGAAUACUCUCAGAAGUUGUUGGCUUAUAAGUUAUAGCCAAAAGCAUGGACCGGGAACUUGAGACAAGUUUGCCAUUAGCGCAGGUGGUUGAUGUUGGUUUUGGUACAAGUGAGCUGUCAGCUCUUGAGUGUACGACAGCUUUUAAGGAAGGUUCUGCCUGGAUUCCCAAUGCUGCCAUCAAAUAUUUUGUGGUUGUUUCUUGGGGGGUUGGGCAGUGGGUUUUUUUUUCUUUUUGGGUUGCUAAAUCUUGUCAAAAUCAUGAGCCUGCAUAUUGUCAGUUUAUGCUGCAUCCUGCUUUGUACACAUUUACCAUUCAUUGAGUAUUCAGUGGCUUUUUGUGGUUUAUUUCAAGAAGUGGUUAAAGAAGAAUUUUAUUUCAGUUGAAGGCAUUAUUAUUUGAGUGAGUUCAUCGCAGUAUCAUUGUACACACUCCAAAGUGCAUUCUGUUCAUAUUUAUUCAUUAUCUUCACAAUUUUUAAAGAUUUGUAUAACUGAUAUGGACAGUGCCUUAAUAAUGGAAUGUAAAUAAAUUUGCUUUGAUAAAUAAAUGGGACAAUUCUGUGACAUUAAAUUUUUGCCUCUGUGUAAAAAAAA
Acanthaster planci (crown-of-thorns starfish) is the source of this 1847-nucleotide messenger RNA. RefSeq names its product neudesin neurotrophic factor (gene nenf). Gene Ontology annotation, cellular component: endomembrane system; membrane; endoplasmic reticulum. Lineage: Eukaryota; Metazoa; Echinodermata; Asteroidea; Valvatida; Acanthasteridae. The record is from RefSeq and is a predicted model, not a curated record.